Messenger RNA from Mytilinidion resinicola, 1023 nucleotides. RefSeq lists its product as uncharacterized. Lineage: Eukaryota; Fungi; Ascomycota; Dothideomycetes; Mytilinidiales; Mytilinidiaceae. The record is from RefSeq and is a predicted model, not a curated record. The transcript has a single exon. Bases 1 to 1023 code for a protein of 340 amino acids.
AUGCCACACAAACUAGAUCCUCCAAAGUGGAACGUGACCCACUUCGACUUCGACGUCGCCCAGGAGUCGACUCAAAACGCCCCUGAUACCAUAGAGAGGUCAGAUGUCUCUAAUCAGAACCGCCAUCAAGGGCUCGGCCAUGCAACGAGUCCAGUCCUCGGCGGAACCAAUCAACUGAAGGCUGAGAACUCUAAAACUCAUAACAGCCAGGUUCAUGAAGUCCAAUCUGUAUCGAACAGCCGUACCAACCAGCUCGUGUGCCUCCACGCCGCCAUUCGAGAGCUGAAGGAGCAAAAGAAACGCCGAAAUGAGUUCCUAAAGAAGUUUGGAGGAGAUGAACAAUUCUGCAAAGAUACGACAGCUCUAGCUGCCAAGAUCUCGCACAUGGACUACACCCUAGGUUUCGCCGGAGAAAAGUUCACCGAUGAGAUUGUACGAAACUUCCUGGAUGAGGCUACUAGCUUGGUAGUGACCCAGAAACAGGUGAUUGGUGAGCCUGAGCGCGCCGCGACUCAACGAGUCCUCUAUGAUUGUCGGGAAAUGGAGGCCGUCUCGGCUUCUUUCAUCAAAGGCGCAAAAUGGAAGGCCGAGGACCAGCGUCUUCAGCAACGUCGACUUCCGCCAUCCCAACUAGAGACCUACGAUGACCGCUUUCAACGUCUUUGCGACACGCUCAAGGAGCUCCAGGAGGACAUAGCCCGCCGGAACCUUCUCAUCGGAGCAUACGAUUUCGCCUUUCAAUACCGAUCCCGAGCCAUAAUUGUCAAGUCCAACAUCAACAUGCUGAUCCGCCGCGUUAGCCUUGCGGGAGAGAAUGUGGCCGAGGAUGAGCUAAACAGGCUCCUAGCCGAUGCUCUUGAGUUGGUUUCUACGAAGAGGUCAGAUUUCCUGCCCGAGCGCCCUGCAAUGAAUAUUGCACACCAGUUCAGCGAUGUGAAGUGGCAGGAGGCGCGACGUGAGGGUCCAGAUAGUCCUCCUGUCAGCCCACGUACUGUGCUGUGCCUAAACGUGAGUAGAUAUUGA